Molecule: messenger RNA, 4327 nt
Organism: Chara braunii
Lineage: Eukaryota; Viridiplantae; Streptophyta; Charophyceae; Charales; Characeae
Source: the annotation of a GenBank genome assembly
UAUGAACAACCGGCCAAUUUUCGCAAAAAAAAUUUCCAUGUGCAGGCUACAGUCCUCCCCCGAAUACAACGUACGGUCAUUAUAGCUGAAUUUGGUGUAUCUUUSGGUCUAAAUUCAGCUAUAAUGACCGUACGCUGUAUUCGGGGGAAGACCUUAGGUAAAGGAAUGGCGACGGAAGAAGGGAUCGAUGACCACCAGAGCGGAGGGAAUCAGGGCACGAAUGGGGUUGGGGAACGAAACGAGGGAUCAGCGAGGGAUCGAAAGUCAGCCAAACCGGAAGGAACCCGAGAAGACGGGAAGGACCUCUCAACUGGAGAAAGCUCGGGGAAAGCUGGGGGUAGCAAAAGGGGACCUCAGGAAAACAAGGAAAGGGGAAACAAUAUGAGAACAAGUCCUCGAAACUCAGCAGGAACCACCCCUAAAAAGACGAAAGUCUCGGAUGCCCGUCGUAAACUGACAGAGAUAGAAAAGCGGACUGCAAAAUUUAAGGCAAGGCUUAUCGAGCAGAUGAUGGUCGGGGAUGAGGAGGACCCCCAGGGCGCAGGGUCACGUGAGGGACGCAGGAUCAGUCAGGACGAGGCCAGGUAUGGAGGGAAGGAUAAUAGUCACAAGGGAACGCCUAACAAGAAGGGGAAGGACAAGGACGACCCCCCGGCGGGAGGGACGAAAAACGCUAUGACCCCGCCCGCCAUUGACAGCGACACUAGCCGACUGCCCGCCACGCCGAAAAUAAAGGAACGCCGAAAACCAGGGAGAAGCAGAGGGAAAGCAAGGAAGGGGAAGGGACUAGUGUUGUUGGAGAAGCAGAGGGGAAGCAAGGAAGGGGAAGGGACUAGUGCUAUUGGAGAAGCGGGUAGCUCCGAAGGUGGUCUCAAGAGGAUAAAAGGGCGGUUUGACGCAAAGCUAGUUCCUCCGGUUAGGAUCCACACGGUACAGCAUGAAUGCUGGAAUGAUAAAGGGCCUGCCUACGAGUUUGGGAUAACAUCGGAAGUCACUGACCUGCUCAGGGCCAAGAUAGAUUCGUUCGUGGUUGAGCCCACCGGAUCCCCUUAUGCGAACAAAUGGUUCGUUUUCCGGAAGCCCAACAAGACGCUCAGGUGGAUCCAGGACUUGCAGAAGCUCAAUGCGGUAACAAUUAGGGAUGCAGGCUCGCUCCCACAGGAGGACUUGCUUGUCGAAUCUCACGUCGGGCGGAGCAUUUACUCUCUGAUAGACCUGUACUCAGGAUACGACCAGUUGCCACUUGAUGCGAGGGAUAGAGCGUAUACCGCAAUGCACACCUCCGUAGGGCAGUUGCAGAUGCAAGUGACCCCUAUAGGCUUCACAAAUGCGGUAGCAGAGGCACAGAGGAGGAUGCUCGCCAUUGCAGGGGAUAUGUUUCCGAAAAAGUGUGAACCUUAUAUAGAUGAUAAUCCCAUAAAAGGCGCAAGGUACAAGGAUGAGGCGGAGGUCCAACCGGGCGUACGGAAGUUUGUUUGGGACCACUUGCAGGAUAUUAAGGACUUGCUCCAGCGAUUCCUAGUUUACAAUAUUACUGCAAGCGAACCCAAAAGCAUCCUGGUCAUCCCGGAAGUAACCAUACUAGGGUUUCGUUGUGGGGCCUAUGGAAGGAAACCUGACCCAACAAAGACGGAUAAAAUUUCUCAAUGGCCAACACCCCUGCGCACCACAACGGAAGUACGAGCCUUCCUAGGGGUGGUCGGAUUCUGGAGAAUCUUCAUCAAAGGAUUUGCAAAGAUAGCUGAGCCUAUCCGCGCAAUGAUCAGGGAAGGGGGUACUAUGGAAUGGACUGAGGAUAGGGAAGCGGCAGCCCAGACCCUCAAAGAUAUCCUGUCUUCCGAUCAGGUUACUUUAGCGGCACCCUGCUUCAAUGACGAAGUAGGACAACCCUUCAUCUUAGAAACAGAUGGCGGACCAAUGGCAGUAGGAGGGGUAUUGAUACAGAAAAGCGAGGAGGGCAAGGAAAGACCAAUCAGAUUUGAAAGUAGGACCCUGAAUUCGGCAGAACGACGGUACUCACAGUUCAAGAAGGAGGUCUUAGCGAUCCUGUAUUGCCUUAAGACCUUCCAGGCAUACCUGUUUGGAAGGCGAUUUAUCCUAAGGAUCGAUCCCACCAACGUCGUCAGGGCUCUAAAGAAUUACAAGCCUAUAGAUCCGACCGUCGACAGAUGGAUAGGCUUCAUAUGGCAAUUCGACUAUAAGGUCAAGCGAAUUGCGGGGCUUCGAAACAGGGCAGAUGGGCUGAGUAGGGACUCGUGGGGAGCAGAAGUAGGGGCCAGAGAGGAACUGAUGGCAAUGGCCGUGGAAGGGGGACGGGACGUCGUGAUGACGUUAGCCGAAACCUGGGCGCAGAAGGAGUGUCAGUACCUAGUCAACAAGACCCGGGAGGAGCAGGAUACGGAUCAGAAGGAACAAGAGUUCUUUCUCAUACAGAUGUAUGAGGGCAUCUUUAGAGAAAUCGGUCUGCUACUUGUAGGGAACAAACAACCCAUGGAAGUCAGCUCCAAGGCAAGGGAGGAAGCUGAGAAGUACGUCUUACGAAAUGGUCACCUGUUCAAGAAAGAGGAAGGGAUGAUGCCUAGGCGUGUCGUUUGUGGGAAGUCUAGGCAGUUGGAUGUAAUUCAGGCAAUGCAUGAUGGGCUAGCUGGAGGUCACCGGUCGUCAAAGGGGACACUUGCAAAGAUCGUGCCCCUGUAUUUCUGGCCAGGAAUGGCAGGCUUGGUCGCAACGUACUCCCAGACGUGUCUGAUGUGUCAAGAGAGGAGCUCCACACGGGUUUACGAACCCCUUAGACCCACUCGGGUACUGGGACCCGGGCACCUUGUUCACCUCGAUCUUGUGGUUAUGCCCCUAUCAACGGAUGGGUUUAGAUACAUCUUGGAUGCAAGGGACAAUCUCAGUGGCUACGUAGAGGCCGUAGCUCUCAAGAGGAAGACAGGGAAAGUAGUGGCUGAUUGGGUGGAAGACUUCUACCUAAGACACCCCUUCGUGCGCAGGUUUAUAGCAGAUAAUGGGACAAAUUUCGUUAACCAGGAGGUCUUGAACAGGCUUAAGAUAUUGUGUGUACCAAUCAAGAUUAUUGAGCCCUACCAUCCUGAGGCAAAUGCACCAGUAGAAAGGGGCCACCGGACCUUGAAGAACACAAUCGCAAAGUUGGCAGCAGACGACUUGGGAAAUUGGUCGCAGUAUCUUAGGCAGGCAGUCUUUUCUGAGAACGUGACACCAAAGAGAACCACGGGGUGCAUUCCAGCGGCACUCUGGUAUGGAAGGGAGAUUGACUUUCCGGUGGAGGUCCUGGUCCCUACCUGGAACAGACUAGACGACGACCCGCACUUGACUACAGAAGAGGUAAUCACUGCAUGUUGCCAGCAGGUCGUCGAAAAUGAGGAGGCGCUGGACGAAUUAGUUGACCGUGUGAUGGAUAGUCGAAUGAGGGACAAAGCAAGAGGGGGCAAAAAGCAAGGGACCGGGGACCCGUCGCCACUGAGAGAAGGGGAGCCGAUAGUCCUCCCCUCUGAAAGCUACACCAACGGUGAGGAGGAGAGGAACCCGGGGAAAAGGCAAAGGUUGGAGGAGAAGGAGCCCAUUGAGGUCAUCGACCUCAGUAGCGAGGAGGAAGAGGAUGAGGUGACGAUACCCACAAGGGAAGAACGAGGAAGAGAGGAGGAUUCAGGGAAAGAAAAGGACAAAUGGAUAGCAGAGUUCGGACCCACCUUCAGCGAUUGGUUUGAUCAAUGGGGCGCUAUCUUACGAUACCAAUGGGCGAUGAAGGGCAGGGAAAAGCUGAGUAGGGGAGAGGACUUAUCCCCAACGACCUUCUUCUCGGAAGGGACGCUCCUUCAGUUACAGGGAAUAAAGAGACAAAUGCAGCCGGAAAUGGAGGAUCGAGCAAGAAGGGAGGCUCGAUGUGGGGCAGCGGGACAGUAAAGGGGACAGUAGGCAUAAUGGGGGCUAGCUAGAAAUUGGGGAGGGUUGGUACCUGGGCAGGUAGAACUGCCAUUUUUGAGUUGCGCAUUUGAAUUUCUUUUUGAAUGGACUGUGAUGGAACAACUGCCAAAGCUUGAAAUGGCUAAAGGACUGGGUAAUGAGUGCUACUUUAUACAAGUGGUUGCUUCUUCAGGAAAGUGCAUGAGAGUCACGACACUUAGAAUAGAACUUUGGAUGGUUGGGUCCUGCCUAAGGAAAAGGCAAGGGGAAAACAGAGGGAUCCUGCUGAGACGAGUCUGUAAUGUUGCCUUUGCAUUCAAACUUUGUCUCUUCAUUUUUUUAGAAGGACUGUGAUGUAACGACUUUGGACUGGGAAGGCUAGUAAAGAAUAGUAACCAGC